Molecule: messenger RNA, 2210 nt
Organism: Acomys russatus (golden spiny mouse)
Lineage: Eukaryota; Metazoa; Chordata; Mammalia; Rodentia; Muridae
Gene: Wdpcp
Product: WD repeat containing planar cell polarity effector
Exons: 15
Coding region: 172-2160 (662 amino acids)
Biological process (GO): establishment of protein localization; nervous system development; cilium organization
Cellular component (GO): axonemal basal plate
Molecular function (GO): protein binding
Source: RefSeq, a predicted model, not a curated record
ACAGCAAUUAUAAUAGACUGAUUGGCCAGCAAGCCUCAGAGAUCUGCCUGUCUUACCCUCCCCAGUUCUGGGAGUAUAAAUAUGUUUCAGCAUGCCAGAAUUUUUAGAUGGGUGCUGGGGAUUGAACUCAGGUCCUCAUGUUUGUAAGGACAGUGAUUCUUUUGCUGUCAGAUGUCUUUCUGCUUGACUGAACUACACCUGUGGUCUCUGAAAAGCACCUUGCACAUUGCGGAUAGAGACAUCGGUGUCUACCAGUACUAUGACAAGAAAGACCCACCAGUAUCAGCAGCAGAGUAUGGUAACUUAGAAGAAAAACAUAGGCUGGCUGAAUCACGAGAUUAUCCUUGGACACUCAAAAAUAGACGCCCAGAAAAACUUCGAGACUCACUGAAAGAGUUGGAGGAGCUGAUGCAAAACAGUCAGUGCGUGCUGAGCAAAUGGAAGAGCAAACACGUCUGUCAGCUCUUCUUUGGUUCAGGUGUGCUGGUGUCCCUAAGCCUUUCUGGGCCUCAGCUGGAGAAAGUGGUGAUUGACAGAAGCCUGGUGGGGAAGCUCAUCGCAGACAACAUCAGUGAUGCUCUUCUUACAGACAAUUUCAUCAUCCUAUCAUUUUUGGCACAAAACAAACUAUGUUUUAUUCAGUUUACAAAGAAGAUGGAUUCUCUGGAUGUAAAUAAGAGAUUGGACAAGCUCUCAGCCUUGGAUUAUAAGAUUUCCUAUUAUGACAUACCUGGCCCAGCAAACAGGACAAUAGAGCGCCACUUAGCUAUCAACUCUACUCAGGAUCUGGUUGUUUGCUGGUGGCCACUGGUCAGUGAUGAUGCUUGGCCCUGGACUCCAAUUUCUUCUGAGAAGGACAAAGCCAAUAUCCUGCUUCUGGGUUUUACUCAAGGAGGACUGGAGGUUCUGAGUUCUGUUCGCUCAAAAUGGGAUCCUCUGGAUGUUCACUUUGGUGCCAAACAACCUUACCAGGUGUUCACAGUGGAGCGCUCCAUCAGUGUAGACAAGGAGCCCAUGGCUGACAGUAGUAUCUAUGAAUGUGUACGGAACAAACUCCAUUGCCUGUCAGUUACCAGAAUACCACUGAGAUCGAAGGCCAUCAGCUGUUGCAAGAAUUCUACUGAAGACAGACUGAUUGUGGGCUGUGAAGACUCUUCAGUAAUUCUCUAUGAAGCUCACCGUGGAGUGACUCUCUUGGCCCAGGCUGAACUUUUGCCUUCGUUAAUAAGCUGCCACCCAAGUGGUGCCAUUCUGCUUGUUGGCAGCAACCAAGGGGAGCUGCAAGUUUUUGACAUUGCUCUAUCCCCUGUUAACAUCCAGCUCUUGGCUGAAGACUGCUUACCCAAGGAAACUCUGCAAUUCAAUAAAUUUUUUGAUGUUUCAAGCAGUCUUGUUCAAAUGCAGUGGAUAGCUCCUCCCAUUGUUUCCCAGAAGUCUGAAAGAGGAGAAAUCUAUGAUCUCCUCUUCCUCAGGUUCAACAGAGGACCUUUGGGUGUGCUGUUGUUUAAACUUGGCAUCCUCACGCGAGGGCAGCUGGGCCUGGUGGACCUGGUCCUCCAGUACAUUCACUGCGGUGAGGUGGACGAGGCAGUCAGCAUCCUGAGCAGCAUGAACUGGGACACCCUGGGCCAGCAGUGUCUCAUCAGCAUGAGCACCAUCGUGAACCAUCUUCUUAGACAGAGGCUCACGCCGGAGAGAGAAGCACAGCUCGAGGCAAGCCUUGGAACCUUCUAUGCUCCAACAAAACCACUUCUGGAUACAACUAUUUUGGAAUAUAGAGACCCAAUCGGCAAAUACGCCCGGAGAUUCUUCCACCACUUGCUCAGGCACCAGAGGUUUGAAAAGGCCUUUCUCUUAGCUGUUGACAUUGGUGCUCGUGACCUGUUUAUGGAUAUUCAUUACACUGCCCUGGAUAUGGGUGAACUGGCUCUGGCUGAGGUGGCGAGGAGGAGAGCAGAUGACAUUGAUGUGGAGUCGGAGUCCUCUGGAGUUGAACUCCUGGGGCCGUUGGACAGAAGAAGCAUGCUGAAUGACGCACUUGCUGGCUCAGCUUUAACACCUGAGGGAGGAAACGCAUUUCCAGAUCUUCUUCCUCCCAUUGCUCCAAUGCACAGAUACGCUGUUCAACAGGAAAGACCAAACGGCCGUUCUAACAGGUAAGAUAUAUUGAACUGAGAGUUUACUACACAGGGAAGUGUUUCACAUUCAGC